AUGACGACGCUCAAUGUCAAGACGGGGCCUAUGCUCCGCUAUGACAAUGUCGACCUCGGCCAGGGCGUCUGGCAUGGUUACGCCAUGAUCGUCACCGAGGAUGCUACUAGUGACUAUCAGAUCACCCCCACCCUCCAGUAUCGUUGGGAAAAUGCCGCCAACGCCUCUGCUGCAGCCGACGGCACUGCCGCUAUCACUGAUGAGAACUCGCACAAGCAGGCCGAGGCCAUCAAGCUUUACCAGUACAAAGGUGUCGACGGCCCUUCCACCUUUUGGCGCUUCAAGAUCGAGGUCCCCGUGGCCGACCACGAGCAGGCGGUCCACUACUCAAUUGAUGGCGAGGCGCAUCCCGACUCCACCUCCGAAGCCAUCAAAGGCAUGACUGGUCACACCUUCUUUAUUCCCGCCAAGUCCCAGAACUUCCGAUGGGCCGGCCACAGUUGCAACGGUUUCAGCGCUGGCGUCGACGAGUCCGAGUUCAACGGUCCCAACCCGCUCUGGGAUGACAUGCUCAAGUUCCACGCCAAGAAGCCCUACCAUGCCGUCGUCGGCGGUGGUGACCAGAUCUACUGCGACAAGCUGGUUCGCGAGCCCGAGAUGCAGGAGUGGAGCAACCAGAAGGAUUCCAAGAAGCGCAUGGCCAUGCCCCUCACCGACGAGAUCCGCACCUGCAUCGACCGCUACAUGUUCAACCACUACUGCGAGUGGUUCGGCGGCGGGUCUUUCGCAAAGACCAUCGCUCAAAUCCCGAUGAUCAACAUGCUCGACGACCACGACCUCAUUGACGGCUUCGGCACCUACACCGACGAGCUCAUGCGCGCCGCCGUCUUCAACCACGUCGGCAACCGUGGCUACUUCUUCUUCCUCCUCUUCCAGCUCUUCAUCAACGACGACGUCGACGGUGUUAGCGAGCAGCAGCAUCCUGAUCGCAGCAUCAUCUUUGGCGGCGAGGGCGUCUACAUUCCCGUCCGCAACCACAGUCUCCUCGCCUACCUGGGUCCCAAGCAGUGGAUGCUGCUGGUCGACUGCCGAUCCGAACGCAAGCUCGAUCAGAUCUGCAGCAAGAACACCUACCAGCGUCUCUUUGACGCCGUCCGUCAGUUGCCGGACGGUGUCGAGCACCUCAUCGUCCUGCUCGGUGUACCGCUCGCCUACCCACGCAUGGUCUUCCUCGAGCGCACGCUGUCCAGCUCGCUGAACCCGCUCAUCAUGCUCGCCAAGGGUCUCUCGCCCGGCUUCACCAACAACUUCAACGGCGAAGUGGAGCUCCUCGACGACUUGGGCGACCACUGGUGUGCGGGCCCGCACAAGCAUGAGCGCAAUUGGCUCGUCGAACGUGUCCAGGAGCUGUCGCUCGAAAAACGUCUCCGCGUCUCGUACAUCAGCGGUGAUGUGCACGCCGGUGGUGUCGGUGUCUUCUACGGCUACCACCAGCACGACCCUAGCUUGGACCCCAAGUACUCGCUCGCCGUCAUCACGAGUGCCAUUGUCAACACGCCUCCCCCUCCGGCGGUCAUUGCGAUGCUCAACAAGCUCGCGAGCAAGAAGCACCGCAGCCUGUUCUACACGGGCACCAAGGAAAGCAUGGUCCCGCUCUUCGAAGUGGAUCUGGAGGAGAAGAAGCAGAAGGACAAGUACAUUAUCGGUGCGCGCAACUGGUGUUCUGUCGAGUACCAGGAAGGGGGUGAGCUGGAGUUUGAUCUGCGGGUGGAGAAGGUGAGGGGUGGAGGAGAGACCAAGGGGUAUGCGGUCAAGGCUCCUGCGCCUAAAUGGGAUGUCGCCAAGCACCACCACCACCUGCUCCACUCCAAGGACUUUGAUAAGAACAUCGGGACGCUCCGGGGUCAGAGUGGCAAGGUGUAA
This is a messenger RNA of Kalmanozyma brasiliensis GHG001, 1863 nucleotides long. RefSeq lists its product as uncharacterized. Lineage: Eukaryota; Fungi; Basidiomycota; Ustilaginomycetes; Ustilaginales. Bases 1 to 1863 code for a protein of 620 amino acids. Gene Ontology annotation, cellular component: membrane. The transcript has a single exon. The record is from RefSeq and is a predicted model, not a curated record.